AUGGACGUAGCAACUUGGGCACUGCCACAACUAUCAAAACUACUUCCCCUUGACGAUGAGUCGCUGAAGCAGAUAAUAUCAUAUACGGAGUCCCUCUCACAGAAGGAAUCGGCGGACCAUCUGCAGAACCUACUGGGCGACAGCCCUCAAGCACUUGAGUUCAUCACCUCCUUCAACAACCGAAGAAAUUCAAAAGCUUCAUCUGCUUCAAACCAGAAGCAGCCAUCGAAUGAUGUUUCAGAAGUGCCAAGGGCUAGGCCGAAGAAGAAGAAGCCUGGUCUGAACAAACUUCCGCCACCACGGCAGCCUGAAAAUUACGGCAAUGUAUCAGGCGCGUAUAUCAAGAAGGAUGAAGAAGACUACAUGGCUGGUAGUUCAAGAGCUAAACCCCCCAAACCCAACACGUUUGGCUUAUCAGCGACACCAGAUGCUCUACAACUACCAACAUCGACAGCAUCUUCAGGGACUUCAACACCAAAGUCUCGCGGUGUCUCACCGGCUCCACCACCAGCAAAGCUUCCAGGCCAUCUCAUAUCUGACACAAAGUCAAAGCCAAAGCCGAAAGCCAAAGUCAAUGUUACAGGUGGAACGCCAAUGCAUGGCGCCUCCACAGCACUCAGCGAUCUGGAAUCAGCAAUCAGGGCACUGGAGAUUCAAACCAACCCUACGCUUGCGCCUCAAGAUAGCAGUAAGAGGAAAUGCAAUUGCAUGGCUACAAGGCAUCCACUUCUUGAGGCAGCACCAAACUGCCUGAAUUGUGGAAAGAUCAUAUGCGUGAAGGAGGGCAUCGGUCCAUGUACUUUCUGUAACUCGGCACUGUUCAGUGCACAAGAAAUACAGUCAAUGGUGCGCGUUCUACGUGAAGAGCGAGGGAAAGAAAAGAUGGCCGCCAAUAACGCAGGUCAGAAGCGCGCCGACGUCUCCCUAGCACCGCGUCCCUUCUCAACUCCCCGAAGCGCGACACCAGUUUCUUCAAACCCUGCCUCGGAUGUUGAGUCUGAGAAUGAAAAACUGGCCCGAGCGAAGCAGCACAGAGACAAACUUCUUGCCUUCCAAGCCCAGAACGCAAAACGAACACAAGUGCACGACGAAGCUGCAGACUUCGAGACUACCACCGCGGGCCUGAGCAUGUGGGCUAGCCCUCAAGAACGUGCUAUGCAACUCAAAAGACAGCAAAAAGCCUUGCGUGAGCAAGACUGGAACGCACGUCCCGAAUAUGAAAAGCGGAAGGUGGUUGCCAGUAUCGAUCUCUCAGGAAAGAAGCUUGUCAAACGCAUGGCUGCUACCGAGCGACCGGUCACACCAGAGAGUGAGGAGGAGCCAGUUCAAGACUCGCGAUAUCCUACCGACGGCAACACGCUGUCGAGUAGCAGUGGAGCGUUUAGUAAGAACCCGCUGUUGGGCGGGUUGAUCAGGCCGACUAUCAAGGUUGAAGAGAGUAAAGGCAAAGAAAAGGAAGGCGGGAGGAAACAGACCUGGCGACGCGUACAGGAUGACAAUGAUGACAACGAGCAAUGGAUCUUGGAUGGUGGUGUCUAUGGUUCUAAAGCCGACAACGUGAGCUUGGAGAUGGAUGGCCUGAGAUGA
Pyrenophora tritici-repentis Pt-1C-BFP is the source of this 1587-nucleotide messenger RNA. Its product is annotated as C2HC5 finger protein. Gene Ontology annotation, cellular component: nucleus. The record is from RefSeq and is a predicted model, not a curated record. Gene Ontology annotation, biological process: positive regulation of DNA-templated transcription. NCBI's taxonomy places the organism in Eukaryota, Fungi, Ascomycota, Dothideomycetes, Pleosporales, Pleosporaceae. Gene Ontology annotation, molecular function: transcription coactivator activity; zinc ion binding.